Molecule: messenger RNA, 318 nt
Organism: Ophidiomyces ophidiicola
Lineage: Eukaryota; Fungi; Ascomycota; Eurotiomycetes; Onygenales; Onygenaceae
Gene: PAM18
Product: mitochondrial import inner membrane translocase subunit TIM14
Exons: 3
Coding region: 1-318 (105 amino acids)
Biological process (GO): protein import into mitochondrial matrix
Cellular component (GO): PAM complex, Tim23 associated import motor
Molecular function (GO): ATPase activator activity
Source: RefSeq, a predicted model, not a curated record
AUGACUUCCAUUGUUGCUGUUGGAAUCGGCGUUGCUGCUGCCGCAUUCUUCGGCCGCGCUGGACUAGUUGCCUUCCGUCGCUACAGAGGAGGCGUGAAUGCGAUGGGGAAGGCUUUUUACAAGGGCGGAUUUGAACCGCGGAUGAACCGUCGCGAAGCGGCUUUGAUACUACAACUCUCGGAACGAACGCUCACCAAAGACAAAGUUCGCGCCAAUCAUCGGAAACUGAUGCUGCUCAACCAUCCUGAUCGAGGAGGCAGCCCGUAUCUAGCGACGAAAAUCAACGAAGCAAAGGAGCUCUUGGAGAAGACAGGCUAA